Molecule: messenger RNA, 2673 nt
Organism: Thalassophryne amazonica
Lineage: Eukaryota; Metazoa; Chordata; Actinopteri; Batrachoidiformes; Batrachoididae
Gene: mylkb
Product: myosin light chain kinase b
Exons: 18
Coding region: 102-2216 (704 amino acids)
Biological process (GO): protein phosphorylation
Molecular function (GO): protein binding; protein kinase activity; ATP binding
Source: RefSeq, a predicted model, not a curated record
GGGGCGUGUGCGCGCUGACCAUAGACAAAGCUCUGCCAGAGGAUGAAGGCCAGUAUAAAUGCCGAGCUGAGAACCCUGCGGGCCGGGCGGAGUGCUGCUGUAUGGUCCUGGUGGACGACCUGCAUCAGGAUUCUCCAGCUGACAGGAAGAACAAGAAGACGACUGCGACCUCAGAGAGUGAAGCCCGGAUAAAGAAACCCACCGCGAAGACUCCUCCAAAACAAGCACUGCCACCUCAGAUUCUUCAGUUCCCAGAGGACAUGAAGAUCCUGGCAGGAGGUCAAGUGGAGAUCAUCUGUAAGUUCUCAGGAGCUCCGCCCAUCAGCUGCACCUGGCUCAAGUUCAGGAAGCCAAUCCAGCCUGGUUGGGCAGGUGUCUCCAUCGAGACCACAGACAGCAGCAGUAAGCUGACCAUCGGCAGCAGUCAGCAGGACCACUGCGGCUGCUACACCAUCGAGCUGAAGAACAGCUACGGUCUCCGCCAGGCUGCCCUCAAUCUCACGGUCGUCGACAAACCAGAUCCCCCAGCAAAGGUUCCUGCAGCAUCUGACAUCCGGAGAUCAAGUUUGACACUGUCAUGGUAUGGGCCAACCUACGAUGGCGGUAGUGCUGUGCAGUCCUACAUCCUGGAGAUCUGGAACUCUGUCGAGCAGCAGUGGAAGCACCUCGUAUCUUGCAACAGUACUUCCUACAACAUACAGAACCUUCUUCCAGAGCGUCAGUAUAAGUUUCGUGUUCGAGCAGAAAAUGUGUACGGUGUUGGAGAGCCAAGUGCUGAAUCAGAGCCUGUCACUGUUGGACUGGUUGAUGAUGAUGAGAAACAAGAGGAGGCUGAGGCUGAGGAAGAUGAUGAAGAUAUGGAGAAGGAGCCGGACUACAGGGACGUCAAGAUCAGGACAGACAUUAAGGUGAAGGAGCUAUACGACGUGGAGGAGAGGCUGGGAACGGGGAAGUUUGGUCAGGUCUUUAAGCUGGUGGAGAAGGCUACAAAGAAGGUUUGGGCAGGGAAGUUCAUCAAGGCAUACUCGGCCAAGGAGAAGGAGAAUGUGCGGUGGGAGAUCGGCAUCAUGAACAGCCUUCACCACCCAAAACUCGUCCAGUGCAUCGACGCCUUUGAGGGCAAGUCUGACAUCGUCAUGGUCUUGGAAAUGAUUUCAGGUGGUGAGCUGUUUGAACGAAUCAUUGACGAGGACUUUGAACUGACAGAGCGGGAGGUGAUCAAAUACAUGCUGCAGAUUAUAGAUGGAGUCAAUUUCAUCCACAAGCAGGGCAUCGUCCACCUCGACCUGAAACCUGAAAACAUCAUGUGCAUCAACAAGACCGGCAGCAAGAUCAAACUCAUCGACUUUGGCCUCGCCAGAAGACUCGAAACUGCAGGAACUCUCAAGGUUUUAUUUGGGACUCCAGAGUUUGUGGCUCCUGAAGUGAUCAACUAUGAAGCCAUUAGUUACCCUACCGACAUGUGGAGCAUCGGAGUCAUCUGUUACAUCCUGUUGAGUGGUCUGUCUCCCUUCAUGGGUGAUAAUGAUAACGAGACCCUGUCCAACGUUACCUCAGCCUCCUGGGACUUUGAGGAUGAGGCCUUCGAUGAAAUUUCAGAUAAUGCCAAAGACUUUAUUAUGAACCUGCUGAAGAAAGACAUGAAGGCCCGUCUGACCUGUGCUCAGUGUUUUGAACAUUCCUGGCUCAAACAGGAUACGAACACCAUGAAGGCCAAGAAGCUCUCCAAGGAGAGAAUGAAGACAUACAUCCUGAGGCGCAAAUGGCAGAAAAUGGGUCACGCUGUUCGAGCCAUUGGCAGACUGUCAUCCAUGGCCAUGAUGGCAGGAGUCAGUGCCAAGAAGGGGUCGCCCACAGAAGAUGAUAAUCAGUUCCUUGAGUGUUUGGAGUAUGAGCAGAAGGUGGAAUCAAAGCCCAGCUUCAGCCUCGUUAUCAAAGAUGUAGAGGUGGUGGAAGGCAGCGCUGCCCGAUUCGACUGCAAGAUAGAAGGGUACCCGGACCCAGAGGUGCUUUGGUACAAAGAUGAGCAGCCAAUCAAGGAGACCCGCCACUUCCAGAUUGACUAUGAUGAAGAUGGGAACUGCAGUCUGGUUAUUUCUGAGGUGUCAGGAGACGAUGACGCCAAAUACACUGUGAAGGCGGUCAACAGUCUGGGGGAAGCAACCUGCACCGCCGAGCUGCUGGUGGAGGUGAUGGGCGAGGAGGAGGAGGAGUAACACAGCGUCUGCAGGAGGAGGCGGAGCUCCCUGGAAUUCAAAUUAAAAAACAAAAACUGUCCAGACUCACGCUCCCACGGCGCGGCGGCGGGCUCGUGGCAGCUGUAGUUACAGACUGGAAGCGGACGGAGCAUUUCCUUUCACAUCACCGACCUCUGACCCAGCUGCCGUGCACACGACGCACUGAACCCCGCAGCGGCUCAUCAGACCUCCUGAGGAGACGUCACAGACAGAUGUCCACUAGAGGUCACUAGUCCACGGCUCACCUUCUGUCAGCCAUAAAACUAAAGUAAUAGUUCAAAAACUUUAACUGUCAAAGUGUCUUGAAGACUGGCUUUUUCUACAAGUUAGCAUGAGCUAACCAGCAUGUGCAGGGUUGCUGAGCUCUUAUAUCUUUCAGCCAGCUAACGUUAGCAAGUGAAGCAGCAGGAAUUGUCACUAAAGUGCUUUUAAAAGU